This is a messenger RNA of Elephantulus edwardii (Cape elephant shrew), 1100 nucleotides long. It is a transcript of the gene GNA14, whose product is annotated as guanine nucleotide binding protein (G protein), alpha 14. Gene Ontology annotation, molecular function: GTPase activity; G protein-coupled receptor binding; guanyl nucleotide binding. The record is from RefSeq and is a predicted model, not a curated record. The transcript has 7 exons. Lineage: Eukaryota; Metazoa; Chordata; Mammalia; Macroscelidea; Macroscelididae. Bases 33 to 1100 code for a protein of 355 amino acids. Gene Ontology annotation, cellular component: heterotrimeric G-protein complex. Gene Ontology annotation, biological process: adenylate cyclase-modulating G protein-coupled receptor signaling pathway; phospholipase C-activating dopamine receptor signaling pathway; action potential.
UCGGGCCGCAGGCCCCGUCGGCGGAGCACACCAUGGCGGGUUGCUGCUGCCUGUCGGCCGAGGAGAAGGAGUCGCAGCGCAUCAGCGCCGAGAUCGAGCGGCAGCUGCGCCGCGACAAGAAGGACGCGCGCCGCGAGCUCAAGCUGCUGCUGCUUGGAACUGGUGAAAGUGGAAAAAGCACCUUUAUCAAGCAGAUGAGAAUUAUCCAUGGAUCUGGUUAUAGCGAUGAAGACAGAAAGGGCUUCACAAAGCUGGUUUACCAGAACAUCUUCACCGCCAUGCAAGCCAUGAUCCGAGCAAUGGACACCCUCAGGAUACAGUACAUGUGUGAGCAGAAUAAGGAAAACGCCCAGAUCAUCAAGGCAGUGGAAGUGGACAAAGUGACCCAGUUGUCCAGGACCCAGGUAGAGGCCAUCAAGCAACUGUGGCAGGACCCGGGCAUCCAGGAGUGCUACGACCGCAGAAGGGAGUACCAGCUGUCCGACUCCGCCAAAUAUUACCUGACCGACAUUGACCGAAUCGCCACUCCAUCCUUUGUGCCAACGCAGCAGGACGUGCUUCGGGUCCGAGUGCCCACAACUGGUAUCAUCGAGUACCCCUUUGACCUGGAGAACAUCAUCUUCCGGAUGGUGGAUGUUGGUGGCCAGCGAUCUGAAAGACGGAAAUGGAUUCACUGCUUUGAAAGUGUCACCUCCAUUAUCUUCCUGGUUGCUUUGAGUGAAUAUGAUCAGGUCCUGGCUGAGUGUGACAAUGAGAACCGUAUGGAAGAAAGCAAAGCUUUAUUUAAAACAAUUAUCACCUACCCUUGGUUUCUGAACUCAUCAGUGAUCUUGUUCUUAAACAAGAAGGAUCUUCUGGAAGAGAAAAUCAUGUACUCUCAUCUAAUUAGCUAUUUCCCAGAAUACACAGGGCCGAAGCAGGACGUGAAAGCAGCCAGAGACUUUAUCCUGAAGCUUUAUCAAGAUCAGAAUCCCGACAAGGAGAAAGUCAUCUACUCCCACUUCACAUGUGCCACAGAUACAGAGAACAUCCGCUUUGUGUUUGCUGCUGUUAAAGACACAAUUCUACAGCUAAACCUGAGGGAAUUCAACCUGGUUUAA